CCUCACUGAGCACUUAGCAUGGUACAGGACCUUAGCCCGUUAACGCCUAAGCUAGCGCGUGUGGAAUAGUCUCAGUCUCAGGGACAAAGUCAUGGUCCACAACUCAAAAGAAGCGUCCUUUUGUACAGCAUCCAUGCAUCUCCUCUUCCAGUCCAAUGCAACCAAUUGCGAAUUGCUUUCUUCGCUUGGCUGCGCGUGCGAACCCAACAAUGACGCCCUCCCCACCAGCCAUGCGUAGCUUGAGCCCACUGUACUCUCUCCUCCUCCUUACCGGCGCAGCCAUGGCUGCCGCGGACCUCUGGAACACCGACUGCCCGAAAGACACAAACUACACCCGCGGCGGCGUCUUCCAGGCCAACCUCGACUCCCUCCUCGCCUUCCUCCCCGCCGCCGCCGCGUCGGCCACGUCCGGGUUCGCCGAGAACACCACCGGCACAGCGCCUGACGAGGCGUACGGGCUCGCACACUGCCGCGCCGACGUGAACGCAUCGGUGUGCCGCGCGUGCCUGGAGGACGCGGCCACCAAGUGCCCCGGCCAGAAAACGUCCACGAUUUACUACGACGACUGCCUCCUCCGCCACUCGAAUGUGAGCUUCUUCGGCGUCGCCGACACGUCCCUGUGGGUCUACAUGUGCAACCCGGACAACGCGACGCAGCCCGGGCUGUUCAGGACGCAGCUGGGAGCGCUGAUGAGCAACCUCAGCAGCAGGGCGGCGUCGUCCCCGCGACUGUUCGCGGCCGGCACGGUCGACUUGACGCCCUUCCUGAAGAUCUACGGCAUGUCCUACUGCAUGGGCGACCUCGCCGGCGACGACUGCAACCGCUGCCUUGACAUAGCCGUCACGUACAUCCCGAGAAGUUGCGACGGGAGGGCGGGAGGACGGAUCACCGCCCGGAGCUGCUACAUCCGGUACGAGCUGUACCGUUUCUACAACGCCCAGGCCACCGAGGCGGCGAUGAACCCGCCACCGCCGCCAGCACCAGCAAUAAACGGCAGCGACAACUCCGGCCCCGCAGGACGCGCCGGAAACAACGCCAUGGCCAAGAUAGCUCUGUUCGUCUCCAUUCCUGUUGCUAUCGCGCUGUUGAUGCUGUUGACGGUUGCUUUCUGUCUAUGUAAAAGGAAGAACAACAAACCGCACGAACACGUGAGGAUAUCCAGCGCCGACAUUGGGGAUGGAGAAGACAUGAGAAGCUCAGAGUCUCUGCUGUACGAUCUGAGUACUCUAAGGGCGGCCACUGACAACUUCUCUGAAGAAAAUAAGCUCGGGGAAGGCGGGUUUGGUCCAGUCUACAAAGGCACGCUGCACGAUGGGCAGGAGAUCGCGGUGAAGAGACUGUCAAAAACCUCCCAGCAAGGACUCGUGGAGAUGAGGAAUGAGGUUGUGCUGGUGGCCAAGCUUCAGCACAAGAACCUGGUGCGCUUGCUCGGCUGCUGCAUCCAAGAGGAGGAGAUGCUCCUCGUCUACGAGUUCCUCCCCAACAGAAGCCUCGACAAGAUUCUAUUCGAUCCUGCGAGGCGCCAGGAGCUUACCUGGGGGCACAGGUUCAGGAUCAUCCAGGGGAUCGGUCGAGGCCUUCUUUACCUCCACGAAGAUUCCAGGCUGACCAUCAUUCACCGUGACCUCAAGGCGAGCAACAUCCUGCUAGACCCCGACAUGAACCCCAAGAUCUCCGACUUCGGCCUCGCCAAGCUCUUCAGCGUGGACGCCAGCGUCGGGAACACCAGCCACAUCGCCGGAACCUAUGGCUACAUGGCGCCGGAGUACGCCCUGCACGGCAUCUUCUCCGCCAAAUCCGACGUCUACAGCUACGGCGUCCUUGUGCUGGAGAUCGUCGCCGGCCGCCGCAACAAUUUCAGCCAGUAUCCUGGCACUAAUGGCGAGGAUCUUCUGACCACGGUCUGGAGGCAUUGGAGCCGUGGGAGCGUGUCGGGGUUGCUCGACGGCUGCUCGGCCGACGGACUCCAGCCGUCGGAGAUGCUGCGGUGCAUCCACGUGGGGCUACUCUGCGUCCAGGAGGACGCGCACCUCCGGCCAGGCAUGGCGGCGGUCGUCGUCAUGCUCAACAGCCGUUCGGUUACGCUCCCUGUGCCGACGCCGCCGGCCUACCUCGUUCCGGGCCGCCCGGCCGCGUUGGGGAGGAGCACCACGGACGAGGCACACGCUCCGGCGGGAGCUGUUCGUCGGCCGCCUGUUAAUGACGCCUCUGUUUCUGACCUGGAGCCCCGGUAGUCAAGAAAAUGUUGCAUUUGGUAGUUACAUUUUUACCGAUUAAUU
This is a messenger RNA of Hordeum vulgare subsp. vulgare (domesticated barley), 2279 nucleotides long. Its product is annotated as cysteine-rich receptor-like protein kinase 10. The transcript is spliced from 7 exons. The record is from RefSeq and is a predicted model, not a curated record. Bases 156 to 2234 code for a protein of 692 amino acids. NCBI's taxonomy places the organism in Eukaryota, Viridiplantae, Streptophyta, Magnoliopsida, Poales, Poaceae. Gene Ontology annotation, molecular function: ATP binding; protein kinase activity. Gene Ontology annotation, biological process: protein phosphorylation.